Cervus elaphus (red deer) is the source of this 3928-nucleotide messenger RNA. RefSeq names its product zinc finger protein 660 (gene ZNF660). Gene Ontology annotation, biological process: regulation of transcription by RNA polymerase II. Gene Ontology annotation, molecular function: RNA polymerase II cis-regulatory region sequence-specific DNA binding; DNA-binding transcription factor activity, RNA polymerase II-specific. The transcript is spliced from 2 exons. Bases 299 to 1279 code for a protein of 326 amino acids. NCBI's taxonomy places the organism in Eukaryota, Metazoa, Chordata, Mammalia, Artiodactyla, Cervidae. The record is from RefSeq and is a predicted model, not a curated record.
CAGGUAUUGCCUCUUAUUCAUCACUCCACUGCAGCUAAUCAGUAACCAAAGACCAUGUGACUCAAAAGGACCUGAAAGGCUGAUGAUCCUGGUGAAUUAGAGGAAUGCAGUCUCACUAGAUGGUGAAACGAGGACUGAGGAAGUAUUGAUUCCAAAAUAUCAUUCCUGAAAAAUCAAAGUCUCAACUUUCAAGAGAGCACCACAGAGAAGUAUUACCAAGGAAGUCAAAUUUUUGAAAGCACCUUUGAAGGGAAAGAAGAGAUUCGAGGGGCCACUGGGAUGCUCCAAGCAAGAGAAAAUGAGGAGAAAGACAAGAAACUUCAAAGAGAAGACAGUUCAAGACAAUAAAACACUCACAGAAGUGAGUGACCAAGAAUCUGAAAAAGAUGGCCCUACAAUAAAUGAGAGAAUUCAGGCUGUAAAGAGACAGUAUGUAUGUACUGAGUGUGGGAAAGCCUUUAGUCAGAGUGCAAACCUCACCGUACAUGAACGAAUCCACACAGGAGAGAAACCCUAUAAGUGUAAGGAGUGUGGAAAAGCCUUCAGUCAUAGUUCCAACCUGGUUGUUCAUCGGAGAAUCCACACAGGAUUGAAGCCUUACACAUGCAGCGAAUGUGGGAAAUCUUUCAGUGGUAAGUCCCACCUUAUUCGGCACCAGGGAAUCCACAGUGGGGAGAAAACCUAUGAAUGUAAGGAGUGUGGGAAAGCCUUUAGUCGGAGUUCUGGCCUGAUUUCACAUCACAGGGUUCACACUGGUGAGAAGCCCUACACAUGUAUUGAAUGUGGGAAAGCCUUUAGCCGUAGUUCAAACCUUACUCAACAUCAGAGAAUGCACAAAGGAAAAAAAGUUUACAAGUGUAAGGAGUGUGGGAAAACAUGUGUUUCUAAUACAAAGAUUAUGGAUCAUCAGAGAAUUCACACUGGGGAGAAACCUUAUGAAUGUGAUGAAUGUGGGAAAGCUUUCAUCUUAAAGAAGACCCUUAAUGAACACCAACGACUUCAUCGUAGAGAGAAACCUUACAAAUGUAAUGAGUGUGGGAAAGCUUUUACUUCUAAUCGAAAUCUUAUUGAUCAUCAGAGAGUUCACACUGGAGAGAAACCCUAUAAAUGUAAUGAAUGUGGAAAAACCUUCAGGCAGACUUCUCAAGUGAUUCUACAUUUGAGAACCCACACGAAGGAGAAACCCUAUAAGUGCAGUGAGUGUGGGAAGGCCUAUCGUUACAGCUCACAGCUUAUUCAACAUCAGAGAAAGCAUAAUGAGGAGAAAGAAAUGUCAUAAAUAACAUUGUUACAAAGUGGAGCGAAUUGCUGCUUUUAGGAAAAGCAGGUUUCAGUAUCAUCAACCUUAAUUCUUUAAGUAUCCACACAGGGAAAGUAAUCAGAAGUAGACAAAGAUUAACAGAAGCGGGUAUUCAUGCCAGCAUCAUGUAUAACUGGAGGAAGAAAACUAGAGUUUCGACAGAAUUGGGUUUAAGUGAAUGAUGGUCUAUCCAUAUGAUGGCUUUGCAUCCAUUGUAAACAUUUUAAAAAAAUAUUUAGUGCCAUGGAAGAAAUGAUUUGAAUAAAGUGGAAGAUAAAUGAAAGAGAAAAACAAUGAAAUAUCCAAAUUAAAAAAAAAUAUUUAUGCAAAGGAAAAAAUGGAAAUGAAAUAAUACCAAACCAAAAUAUUAACAGUGAUUAUCUCUGGGUAAUAGGAUUAUAGGUAAUUUCUAUUUUCUUCUUUAUACUUUUCUAUGCUUUUUAGAUUUUCUACAAUGAGAAUGUACCACUUUUAUAGUCAGGAAAAAAGUAGAGUAUUUUUUAAAUGCAGUGAGCACAUAUUCAUUUUCAUUCAACAGUGUUAUGAAAGUUACAGACUCUAAAGUCCUAGGAUUGCACCCCAUUACUGACCUUAGUUCCGAUACUAAUACUGAUCUGAGUUCAAAUUCUGGCUUAAACCACUUAUUACCCAGUCACCUAACCCUCAGCAGGGGAACCCUCAGCAGGUCACUUCCUUUUAGAGCCUGUUUCCUGCAUAUUACAUCAUAAAUACCAGUUGUUGACUUCUGCAGUUUUAAGAUAAACUGACUUUAUAGUCAUCAACAAAAUAUCUAAUCCACUUUCUUAAUCACUUUUAGGUUAAAAGAAAACAGUAAAAAUUUACUAUAUUCUCUCCCACUGCUGUAGAAGGAUCCAGAGAGAAUAAAGAACCACCUAGGCUCCAUCUUUUCAAUAUAUGUCUGCAGAACCAGAAAAAAAUACCCCCGUAUGAAAUUGGAACAAUUGCAGUUUCAUAACCUUUAAAGAGAGUCAGCAUAAUCUAAAACAAGGGGAAGACUACCGUCACAUGUUUUAUAGACUUUAGUAGCUAAAAUAGCAGACUUUUGGGUCAGAUAUAUAUAUGUUCUGAUUCCAGAUCUGCUAUGCACUAGCUUGCCAGUUUUGGACAGGUCUCUUAACUGCCCUGAGCUGUAAGUUUAUCUGUAAAAUGGGAGUGACUACCUACUUCACCAGAUUGUUGUGAGGAUUAAGUGAGAUAAUGCCCAUAAAUGUGUGACCAGCCUUUAUGUCCAGCUCUCUGAGAAGGCCUUAAUCUGUUUUCAAUAAGUAUUUUAAACUUUUAAGGCAGCUCAGAAUCUGGGAACCCUUAGAACUGCCCCAUUCUUAACUCAGUCAUUCCUCCUUCUUUGUAUACAAUGAAUGCAUAAGCCUGACAUCAUUUGUCUUCUGCCUGUGUAGUGAUACAUCAUUUUAGGAACUACUGAGGAUUUGAUAUCCCAUUUGUACAAGAAAAUGGAGUCUCAAGUGAGGUUAGGUGACUGGCUAAUAAGUGGUUUAAGCUAGAAUUUGAACUCAGAUCAGAUUUUCAAGUCCAUGCUUUCUGUGUUUUACCAAAGUGCCUCUGCCCAUCAUGAUGAUUCUGUGAGUGGGAGACCAAGUAACCACUUCUGUGAAAGGUGGUUGAUGAUAUGUGGACAAUUAUAGGUUGAUCAUGGUUUCAUAAGGAAGAUGCUGAAAAGAAGGGGAUGGUAUGAAGUGUAUAUUUGGGUGGAAAGAGAUUGUUUAGUUUUUGUCCUAUUUUGUGUGAUAGGAUAAUGGCUUAUAUAUAAUUUUGUGGUAUAAUAGUCCCUCUUUGCAUAGUUAUUCAAAGCACGGUUUCUAGGCUCUGUUGCUGUGUUCAGAGGGUAGCACUGUUGUAUCGUUGGUCACCCUUGGGCAGGCACUUCCCCAAGAGUCUGGGUGGACACAAGGGAGGGUCACCCACCUGUGACUGUCGCUAGACAGAAUUGCAGCAGGAAGGGACUUGUAUCAUUUCCCUGGUCAUGUGUCCUUUUCAAAAUUCCACAGGAAGGUUGUAAUUAAUAUUUCAUGCCUUUUGUCAUGCCAGCCAUUCUCAGCUGCUGAUUACUUAUAUGGAAACUCCCAUGACUAAUGUCUCCUGGCUCUCCUAAAACUGCUUUAUAAGAAAACAGGCAACUAACUUCCUGUGUGCCUGUUGGGGGUAUUUUUUAAGCAUUUAUUAUUGCUGAGCAGAGUUUUUGGUGCUUCUGAUACUGCUGAGCAAAACAUUUUUCCACCACUGUGACACAGUGUCUGAAAUUCUUUCUUCAGCUAGCCUUUCUUUUUCAUAUUAGAGGACUCUGUUGUCUCCAAGAGCAAGUAUCUUCUAGGAAGGAAGCCAGAGAUCUGAAUAAAUUGACAUUUUUUACCCAGGCAAGCCAAGAUAGUGGACCCUGGAGAAAGCCCUCAGUAGCUUCUAAUCUUCUAGGCUGAUAUCUGUCUUAGACUGCAAGAGUAAAUGUUAAUAAGUGCACUCUAUACCCUUUCAUUGGAGAAGGCAAUGGCAACCCACUCCAGUACUCUCGCCUGGAAAAUCCCACGGACAGAGGAGCCUGGUAGGCUGCAGUCCACGGGGUCUCUGAGAGUCAGACAUGGCUGAGCGACUUCA